This is a messenger RNA of Toxorhynchites rutilus septentrionalis, 1591 nucleotides long. RefSeq names its product delta-aminolevulinic acid dehydratase. The transcript is spliced from 5 exons. Lineage: Eukaryota; Metazoa; Arthropoda; Insecta; Diptera; Culicidae. Gene Ontology annotation, molecular function: porphobilinogen synthase activity; zinc ion binding. The record is from RefSeq and is a predicted model, not a curated record. Gene Ontology annotation, biological process: heme biosynthetic process. Bases 474 to 1460 code for a protein of 328 amino acids. Gene Ontology annotation, cellular component: cytosol.
GGCAUCGUCUAAGUCAACCUUCAGUUUCUAUUCUGUUUUCGCAUGACAAUUGUCAUGACAAAUGGUUUGCUUGAUCAUGGAUGUUUCUGCUUUGUAACAGCCGGAAAGCAGCCACCAAGCAUCCCCGAUAACACGACAAUGUAUGUUUUGUGAGAACAUGAUAUUAUCAGCAUUAUUUUCGUUAAUAUAGAAACUAGAUAUACACAUGUUUUGAGUAUUGGUAGAAUCACAUUCCAAUACUAUAAGCGUACGCCUCAAAACAAACACCUGAACAACAUACAACACAAACUCACCUCCACUUGAAGCCGCUCAGUCGAAGAAAGUUGCACAAUCUGAAUCAACACGCUAGCGAUAACGUCAUUCGCGAAGUCAACCGAAUCGAUGCUAUUUAGCAUAUUAUUGUGGUGAAAAGAAAGUGUGAUAUUGCAUUCGUUUAGUUUAACCAUUCCACGCUUCCCAGCGCACUAGACAGAAUGUCCCUCACAAAGCUCCACAGCAGCAUUUUCCAUCCAACUUUGCGGAAACUCCAGUGUCAGGAUGUGGACAUAGCGGCACACAAUCUCAUGUAUCCGAUUUUCUUGGUUGAGGAUGUCGAUGCUGUCCAGGAAAUUCCCAGUAUGCCAGGGGUGGCUCGAUAUGGAAUCAAUCCUCUGAAAGAACAUUUAACUCCGUUGGUUGAAAAGGGUCUUGCGUCGAUUUUACUUUUUGGAGUUGUCGAUAAAUUGCCUAAGGAUGAAAUUGGAUCAGGUGCCGAUUCGAAAGACAACCCAGUCAUCAAGUGCCUACCACUGCUUCGUCAGUGGUUCCCCAACCUGCUAAUCGCAUGCGACGUGUGUUUAUGUCCUUAUACAAGUCACGGUCACUGCGGCAUCCUCACAGGAGAUGGUUUGAUUGACAACGAGCCCAGCAUCCAGAGAAUCGCGGAAAUAUCGCUUGCGUACGCAAAAGCCGGUGCCCACAUUGUAGCCCCGUCAGACAUGAUGGACAAUCGCAUCUCGGCCAUUAAAACGAUCCUGCGGGAAAACAAGAUGUCCAACCGGACUUCUGUUCUCUCCUACUCCGUGAAGUUCGCAUCCGGAUUCUACGGUCCGUUCCGAGAUGCUGCCAAAUCGGCCCCCGCUUUCGGAGAUCGAAAGUGCUACCAGUUGCCAUUCGGAUCGAAAGGGAUUGCCAGGCGUGCGGCGAAACGUGACGUCGAGGAGGGCGCCGAUAUGCUCAUGGUGAAGCCCGGAAUGGCUUACUUGGAUAUCGUGAAGCAAACAAAGGAUGAUUUUCCGGAACUUCCGUUAUUCAUUUAUCAGGUUUCAGGUGAAUAUUCGAUGCUUCUGAAUGCCGGUAAAAUUGGUGCUUUCGAUCUACAGGCUGUUCUUUGGGAGAUUCUAAUUGGGAUGCGUAGAGCUGGUGCAGAUUGCAUUAUCACUUACUUCACCCCCAUGCUACUGGAUUGGUUAAAAGAAUAGAGCUCGUAUUCGAAUUUGGAAAGGUGUCGGUGGAAGCAAUUUAAAAAAUCCAAGUUUACAUUUGAUUCUAAAUUUUUUUUGAACAAAAGAUCGAGAAGAUGAUUCAAAGUAUAUUGAACUAUUUCACAAAA